This is a messenger RNA of Topomyia yanbarensis, 1947 nucleotides long. RefSeq lists its product as uncharacterized. NCBI's taxonomy places the organism in Eukaryota, Metazoa, Arthropoda, Insecta, Diptera, Culicidae. The coding region runs from base 1 to 1947 and encodes 648 amino acids. The transcript is spliced from 3 exons. The record is from RefSeq and is a predicted model, not a curated record.
AUGGAAGGAGAGCUCUCGGCCGCACAGGCAUGCAUUAAGAAAGCUAGUAAGUACAUGUGCAACUCCAAAGCGCCGAAGAUCGGAAUCGAAAUAAUUGGGAAUAAAUUACACCCGGAGGUCCCCCGCGGAAUUCACCUUACCGGCCACCAUCAACCACACGUAUGCAGUUUCGUAGCAAUCGAUCCACUGACGACGACGACAACGCCAAUGGCCCAACGCACACUUCAUCCGGCAUACCUACGGAGAGUGCGCAGCGCAGCGAUCGGUGGUUCUGCGAAAGCAGCAAAAAGUUGCACGUUCUCUAUCUCGAAGAAAACUGAGCUAGCAACAGAAGAAACUGGAAACAUUGCUUCGCCGGCAGUGGCUUCAGAAAAGGAAGAAGAAGUGAUCGCUUCGCUGGUUACGGAACUACCGGAAAAGAAGCCGCUGGGAAUAUCCCUGCUUCCGACAGCAAUUGUGAAGGUGCGCAGCAGCGACGGGAGCUACAUUCGAGCUAGAGUGCUCAUCGAUUCUGGAUCGCAAGCAUCGCUGAUAAAGGAAGAUUGUGUUCAGAAGUUGGAGCUGCCAAGAAGAAACGGCAAACUGAUUGUGAGUGGUCUUGGGCAGCAAGAGGCUGGAACAACACGCGGCGUUGUCAUGCUAAACAUAGCUUCCCGGUUCGACGACAUCGUGGUUAUCACUACAGAAGCCUUUAUUCUAGGGAACGAAGAGAAUGAAGAUAACCUCAAUGACUUGGCAGCUCCGGAAUUCAACCGACCGGGUCCGAUAGACAUUAUUCUUGGAUCGGACGUCUUUCUUGCGCUCUUGGAAGGAGGCCAGGUCAAAGACGAAAGCGGCCUAACGGUGGCCCAACGCACUGUCUUUGGAUGGAUAGUUGCAGGGAGAUACGACGACGAAUUUGUUGUUCACUGCAAUCAUGCUAUCAUCAAUCUACACACAGAUAUUGAUGUGAACCACACUUUACGACAAUUCUGGGAGCAGGAGGAGAUCUUUAAAAAACCAUCUCUAACUCCUUCUGAACAGCAAGUCACUGAACACUUCAGGUCGAUACUUUCACGUGACAACAGCGGGCGCUUCAUCGUCAGAUUGCCAUUUGACAAUUCGAAGCCAGCGCUUGGCGACUCACUUUCCACCGCAACAAAACGAUUAUUAUCAAUAGAAAGGCGAUUCCGGCUCCAACCAGAGUACCAGCAAGAGUACACUGCUUUCCUUCAUGAGUACUUGGAGCUCGGUCACAUGGAAGAGGUUCCAGACGAUCAAGUGAAUAAGGAUAGCAGCGAAUGUUACUAUUUACCGCACCAUGCGGUGAUCAAACAAGAUAGUACCACGACGAAAUUACGCGUUGUGUUUGACGCGUCUUGUGCGUCAUCAUCGGGAAUUUCACUCAACGACCGAUUACUGGCAGGACCCAACAAUAACGCAGACCUAUUGUCAGUAUCCUUACGUUUCUGUUCAUACAAGGUGGCAUUCUGUGCAGACGUUGCCAAGAUGUAUCGCCAGGUACUUAUGCACCCGGCAGAUCGGGAUUACCAACGCAUCGUUUUUCGGAUGGAGCCAGAUAAACCGAUUAAGCACUAUCGUCUCUGCACAGUGACAUACGGGACCAAAACUGCACCAUACUUAGCAAUCGAGUCAAUGAAAGAAGCAGCCAAGGCGGACGCGGAUGUCUACCCCCACGCAGUAGAGUGCAUCAAACAUGAUUUCUAUGUGGACGACUUCUUAUCAGGCGCGGACGACGAAAACGAAGUAAUUUGCUUAAAACAACAAGUGACUGAAAUCCUAUCGGCAGCGGGAUUCAAAUUACGGAAAUGGGCCUCAAACUACAAAUAUCUUAUAACUGAGGACUCUGCAGACGAGCUAUCAGCGGUACCAGUAAAACUCUUCGAUCAAGGAGAGGCAAUUAAGGCUUUAGGAAUUCAGUGGCUUCCAAUGCAGGACGAAUAUUGA